Molecule: messenger RNA, 2844 nt
Organism: Nymphaea colorata (pocket water lily)
Lineage: Eukaryota; Viridiplantae; Streptophyta; Magnoliopsida; Nymphaeales; Nymphaeaceae
Exons: 14
Coding region: 288-2567 (759 amino acids)
Molecular function (GO): nucleic acid binding
Source: RefSeq, a predicted model, not a curated record
GCGAGACCCACCACCGUUACCCGGCAAGCAGUCCGGGCGGUCUCGACCAUCGGCUCGGCUCACGACCCUCGGCCAUUGAAUCUGCUGCGCAUGUUAUCCAGGAGAAAUGUGAAGCCAGAAAAAGGGAACCGUCAUCUCCGAGCUCUUCGUCUUCUUAUAUCUUGCGGCUUCCAUGGAGCGCACCUUAACGUUUCUGAUUACAGAAAACUCGUUCGCCUUUAGCUGACCCUCCAGACUCGUUUCCAAGCCAGGAAGCACUGAGUUUCAUCAUAAACUGCCCUUCCGCCAUGGAUGGCCUCAUGGCGUGCUGCAUUGGCCGCUGUCUCGUUAGCCCCUCGGCACGAACCCGCAUCUUCCCCCAUAAAGUCAGCUUUCAGACGAAAUGUUCGCGUUCCGACCGGGAGUUUCUGUUCGAUGACCAAAACUUCGACCACUGGGACAGGAUGGAGCUUAAGUUCGGCAGGCUUCUCGGGGAAGACCCCAAGCUGACACUCGCGAAGAUACUUGGGAGAAAAUCAAAUCCAGAUACUUCUUAUCUUGAUAUUGAAAAAACAUUUCAAAGGAACAAAGGCAAACAGGAGAAAGAUAUUGAUGAUGCUUUACUUCUUGAUUUGGAGAAAGGGCCAUCUACCAGUCCCAUUCAACCUAGUCAGCAUGGUCCCCAUAGGAACAAAAAGUUAGAGCGAAAUGUUAAUUUGGUACGGCCUGUAGUGAGGAAAGUCACCAAGGCAGGGUUCCCAGUUCGAAGUCCUGUUGUAAAAGAGCAAGAAACGAAGUUACAUCAGAUGAAUUGUGAUGAUGAUCAAAUUAUGAGUACUGCUAUACGGAGACCAUCUAAGCCUAAAGCUACUGAGAUUGAUUCUAACGAAAAUGCAAAGUUGCAGAUCAGGCCGAACAUAUUUUUACAAAUGAGGAAGGACUCUAAAGUUGAAUCUAGUAAUACCUUAUUGAGGAAACCUGAGCAAAUGAGUCUCAUCCUUGAUUCCAGUCCAGGUGAAAAGAAUUCCAGCCAUUCUUCUGUGACUGACUAUAAGGGAGAAAGCAUGAAGCAGUCUGAUGGUGCGACAGAAGUACAUAUUUUUGACCCAGAUGAGACAGUGCAUGUUGGGGCAGGCCAAAACGAUUUGGAUAAGCGAAAGGAAGAUGUGGGGACUCAUCAUGACAGCAUUGCAAAUAUGGUGCCUCCUUCUGUUAGUAGUCUCAAAGAAUAUCUGAAAAGUGAGAGUCUUCAACAAGGAGCUCUAGAAAUGGAAGGUGAGACUUGGACAGAAAUGCAGUCUUCACAGCCAAGGUCUGAUAAAUCUUUAUACGUGGAGACCAUUUCUGGAGGUGUUCGACCCGUAGCCUCUGAUCAUCCUGCAGAAGCUGCUUUGCUGGGAAAACCAGAAAGGUUAAUUUCUGUGAAAAAGCAAACUCCUUUACGAAAUCAAACAGGGGGUAUGGGUUCUAAUGAGGGCCAAAAUGACACUAUAGCACAUGAGAGUUUUGCCACAACAGCCGUGGAGGAAUAUGAAGAAAAUGACUGGAAAAGAGCAGAGAUGUUGCUUAGCUCAGGAGAAAGGGAGGAGGUGGAGUUGAUUAGCUAUAGUAGCAGAGGGUUUAUGGUAUCGUUUGGUUCAUUAAUUGGUUUUCUACCAUAUCGAAAACUUAGUGGAAGAUGGAAGUUCUUAGCUUUUGAAUCAUGGUUAAGAAGGAAAGGUUUAGAUCCUUUACAUUACAAGCAGGAGAUGGAGACUGAAGGAAAUGCGUCGCUGGACAAGAAUCUGAACAAGCAGCCACUGGGCAUAGAGAUUGAUGAAAAAUUGGCACCAAACGUGGAGCUAAACAACCUUCUCGAUGCUUAUGACCAAGAUAAAUCUAAGUACUUGUCCUCUUUUAUCGGCCAGAAAAUUAAGGUGAACGUGAUACAAGCUGACAGACAUUCCAGAAGGCUAAUUUUCUCUGGAAAACCGAAAGAAAGUGAAGAACAGUCUGAGAAAAAGAAAUUCCUUAUGGCAAAGCUUAAUAUUGGUGAUAUUGUGAAAUGCUGCAUUACAAAGAUCACUUAUUUUGGCAUCUUUGUCGAGGUUGAAGGUGUGCCAGCACUGAUACAUCAUUCAGAAGUGUCGUGGGAUGAAACACUAGACCCAUCUUCGUGCUUCAAUGUUGGUCAGAUUCUUGAAGCAAAAGUUCAUCAUCUGGAUUUUGCCCUUGAGCGUAUCAGUUUGUCCCUGAAACAAGUAGUGCCUGACCCGCUGUUGGAGAGCCUCAAAUCUGUGAUGGAUGCUUCUGGUUCUUCUAGUGAAAAUCUCGAAGUCACUCAAUCAGACGUUCAGUGGUCUGCUGUCGACAAGCUUAUUGAUGAACUGAAGAAGAUUAAUGGAAUCGAAAAUGUAACAAAAGGUCGUUUUUUUCUGAGCCCUAGCCUGGCUCCUACUUUUCAGGUUUAUAUGGCAUCGAUGGUUGACAACCAGUACAAAUUGCUUGCUCGAUCAGAAAACAGAGUGCAAGAGGUUUUGGUGCAAGCAUCAUUGGACAAGGGGGAAAUGAAAUCUGCAAUUUUGACUUGUACAGGAAGGGUGGUGUGAAAAGAGUAGUCCAAAUUAUGUUGAUUUUGUAAAUCCUCACCAAGAUUCCGAUUAUGCUGCUAAUAAUGCCCACAAAGCCUUGACAAAAUCACAAAGUACCUGGCCAACUGUGAAGUUAAUGAGGGAUUGUGCAGAUUUAAUUUAGGUUACCUAUUGUUCUGUACAAGUUGUAAUAGAAACCACACGUAACGUGUUAAGUAAAAGCACUUGCCAUUCUGAUCUGCGUUUGUUGUAAUAUGCUUUCUAGUUUGUGAACUUUUAUGGUUACCAUUUUUCA